AUGGAAGAUACCAAAUCCAGGUUCAAGAGGAUUUGCGUCUUUUGUGGCAGCAGUUCAGGCAAAAAACCUACUUACCAGGAAGCUGCUGUUCAACUUGGCAAGGAACUGGUGGAAAGAAGGAUUGAUUUGGUGUAUGGAGGUGGUAGCGUGGGGCUGAUGGGUCUCGUUUCUCAGGCAGUUCAUGAUGGUGGGCGCCAUGUUCUAGGGAUUAUCCCAACAAGUCUUAUGCCAAGAGAGAUAACUGGUGAUCCUAUUGGGGAAGUGAGAGCCGUAUCUAAUAUGCACCAAAGGAAAGCCGAGAUGGCCCGUCAAGCCGAUGCCUUUAUUGCCCUUCCAGGAGGAUAUGGAACUCUUGAAGAAUUGCUGGAAGUCAUUACAUGGGCGCAGCUUGGGAUCCACAGCAAACCCGUGGGGCUGUUGAAUGUGGAUGGAUUUUACAAUUCCUUGUUGUCUUUCAUUGACAAGGCAGUUGAUGAAGGCUUUAUAUCCCCUAAGGCUCGUCGCAUUAUUGUGUCAGCGCCCACAGCCCAACAACUGAUGAUAGAACUAGAGGAGCAUGUUCCUGAGCAAGACGAGUUUGCGUCCAAGUUGGUGUGGGAAGAAAGACUGAAUUACGCGACUGAAUCAGGAGUAGCCAUGUGA
Sphenostylis stenocarpa is the source of this 642-nucleotide messenger RNA. The record is from the annotation of a GenBank genome assembly. Lineage: Eukaryota; Viridiplantae; Streptophyta; Magnoliopsida; Fabales; Fabaceae.